AUGAUAAUCACCUCGCUGCUGGCGGCGGUGGCCGUCGCUAUCUCUCGCGCGCCACCUCCGAGGCUCUCCGAGACUGCUGCUGCUGCACCGCGCUACGCCAUUGGCGUCGACGUGGGAACUGGCUCGGCCCGUGCGGGCGUCGUCGACGUCCGGGACGGCACGCUCCUCGGCGUCCACAAGCAGGACAUAACCAUGUGGAACCCGCUGCCGGAGCACUACGAGCAGUCGUCCGAGGAUAUUUGGGCCGCCGUGUGCAACUGCGUCCGUGGCGCGCUCUCCGCCGCCGGCGCCACCGCCGACGAGGUGUGCGGCGUCGCAUUUGACGCCACGUGCUCCCUCGUGCUGCUCGACUCGGAGGGUGCGCCGGUGGGCAUCGACCCAACGGUGCCCGACGAGGCGCGGCGCAACGUGAUCGUGUGGAUGGACCACCGCAGCGAGGAGCAGGCCGCCCGCAUCAACCGCGGCGGCCACGCGAGGCUAGCGAACGUGGGCGGCGCAGUAUCGCCGGAGAUGGAGGUGCCAAAGCUACUCUGGCUGCGGGACGAGAUGCCGCACGCCUUCCACGCGGCGGCGACCGCCGAGGGGGGCGGCAAGGCGCUUGACCUCGCCGACUUCCUCGCCUACGCCGCCACCGACGGCUCGCAGCACGCCCGCUCCCUCUGCACGGUUGUAUGCAAGUGGAACUACGACGCUUCGCCAGCCGGCGGCGGACCAGAGGUGGCCCGAGCCCCUCUCUGCGCCACAGGAUGGGACCGCAGCUUCUUCGAGUCGGUCGGCCGUCCUCUAGGCGAGGGAGACCUGCCCGAGGCGGCCAUCGGGAAGGAUGUCCUGCCGCCUGGCGCCGCCCUCGGCGGCGGCGUCGGCCCCUCUGCAGCGGAGGCGCUCGGCCUCCGGCCAGGCACGCCGGUCGGGGUGGGCAUGAUCGACGCGCACGCGGGCGGGGUGGGCAGCCUCGGCGCCGCGUUGCCGCGGGAGGCGGGAGGCGGCGAGGGAGGCACCUCUACGUGCCACAUGGCCUCCUCGCACGAGCCCGUCUUCGUGCGCGGCGUGUGGGGCCCCUAUUACGGCGCCAUGUUCCCGUCCUUCAACUUGAAUGAGGGCGGCCAGUCCGCCGCCGGCGCAUUCCUCGACUUCGUCAUCGCGUCGCACCCCGCCGGCGCCGCCGCGAUCGCCGCUGCCGACGCCGCCGGCGAGCCCGUCGCCGCCCGCCUCAACAGGCGCCGCGGGCUCGCGGCUGCGCGGCGUGUGCCUCUUCCGACCCUCGCCUCGGACGUGCACGUGACCCCCGACGUCAACGGCAACCGCUCGCCUCUCGCCGACCCGGCGAUGCGCGCGCCGCAUCUCGCCCUCCGCAGUCGGCCUGACGAGCUCGCCGUAGUCUACCUCGCCGCCGUCCAGUCGCUCGCCUACCAGACGCGCCAGAUUGUCGAGGCGAUGCAGGCGGCGGGGCACCCGACGAUCGGGCGAGUCUUCGUCUGCGGCGGCCUGAGCAAGAACCCGCUCUACGUGUCCUCGCACGCCGACGCGCUGCGACUGCCGCUCCACAUCCCGACCAAUGACGAGGCGGUGCUGCUCGGCGCGGCCGUCCUCGCCGCCACCGCCGGAGGCGCGCACGCGUCGGUCAGCGAGGCGGCGGCGGCGAUGACGUCGGUCGGGCGGACGGUGCGGCCGGCGGAGGAGGGGGAGGUGGCCGCCUACCACGCUCGCAAGUACGCCGUCUUCCUCAAGAUGACGGAGGACCAGCGCGAGUACCGCGAGAUGAUGGCGUCGUGA
This is a messenger RNA of Emiliania huxleyi CCMP1516, 1773 nucleotides long. RefSeq lists its product as hypothetical. The coding region runs from base 1 to 1773 and encodes 590 amino acids. The record is from RefSeq and is a predicted model, not a curated record. Gene Ontology annotation, biological process: carbohydrate metabolic process. Gene Ontology annotation, molecular function: kinase activity; phosphotransferase activity, alcohol group as acceptor. NCBI's taxonomy places the organism in Eukaryota, Haptophyta, Isochrysidales, Noelaerhabdaceae. The transcript is spliced from 8 exons.